CAUUUUGUCAAUCCGGCAUUAAUCCUCUCCUCUCCUCUCCUCAACGCCUCCUCUCUCUCUCUCUCGACCAUUUUCUCUCGCCUUUAGAUCGUCGCCUCUCCCGCCUCCGUCUCCGCUGCGCUUCCACGACUAGCGAGAUUUGUUUUUCUCGAUCCCGUUCUCUCGCCGUCGACGUCUGCGAGAUCAUCUACUAACUCGCUUUCAUUUCAAGUUCGUCCGCUUCACCGGCAAUCAGGUCUUUGAGUCCUUCGAUCCCUGGCCUAGGUCUCCCGCUCCUUCCUUGUCCACUUUGAGAUCCAUGCCGCCGCCAUCAGGAACCUCGAGGAUCGCCAUCCCGCCAUACUCUUUCCCCGCUUUGGUGAAGCGCUCGCCUACUUCAUGGAUCGUAGUCUUCUUGGGCAUGGAUGUUUAGCGUGCCCUAUUAAUCCGUUCCUUCAGGAGGCACGAUGUUUGAAGCUCACGUUUUGUAUCUACUUCGGAAAUAUUUGGGAGAGUACGUCGAGGGACUUUCUGUCGAUGCUCUAAGAAUAAGUGUUUGGAAAGGUGAUGUUGUGCUUAAGGAUUUGAAUCUGAAAGCUGAAGCAUUGAAUUCUUUGAGGUUACCUGUCAUUGUCAAAGCUGGUUUUGUUGGAUCAAUAACAUUAAAGGUUCCGUGGAAAGGCCUUGGAAAAGAACCUGUAAUUGUUAUUAUUGAUCGUGUUUUUGUUCUGGCUCAUCCUGCUCCUGAUAGGCAAACACUUAGCGAUGAAGAUAGAGAAAAACUUUUUCAAGCUAAGCUGCAGCAAAUUGAGGAGGCAGAGUUGACAACCCUUGAAGCAACAAGGAGAUCACGAGCAGGAAGUGCAACUGGUGGAAACUCAUGGUUGGGCUCUCUUAUUUCCACUAUAAUUGGUAACCUUAAAGUUAGUAUUAGCAAUGUCCAUAUCAGAUAUGAAGACACUAUCAGCAAUCCAGGACAUCCAUUUUGUACUGGAUUUACUUUAUCAAAGCUUGCUGCUGUUACAAUGGAUGAAGAGGGUAAUGAAACAUUUGAUACCAGUGGUGCUCUUGAUAAGCUGCGGAAGUCAUUGCAUCUUGAGAGGCUUGCUCUAUAUCAUGAUUCUGACAGCACUCCUUGGAAGCUCAAUCAGAAAUGGGAGGAUUUGACCCCUAAAGAAUGGACUGAGAUAUUUCAAGAGGGGAUCAAUGAACAUUCUCCAAAUGGAGCAACAACUCAGACAUUCAGUCGGAGGUACUUGUUAUCACCUAUUAAUGGAGUUCUUAAAUAUCAUCGUCUUGGAAAGCAAGAAAGGCAUGACCCUGACAUACCUUUUGAGAAAGCUUCGCUCGUUCUUAGUGAUGUUUCUGUUUCUGUUUCUGAGUCUCAAUAUUAUGAUGGGAUAAAGCUCCUAGAAACCUUUUCCAGAUAUAAAACACGUGUUGAUAUAUCACACUUGAGGCCUGUAGUAUCAAUCUCACAAGAUCCUCUGGCUUGGUGGCGGUUUGCUAUGCUAGCUGUCUUGCAGCAAAGGAAACUGUGCUAUUGGUUCUCAUGGGAUAAAAUAAGGCAUCAUUGCCAGCUCCGGAGACGCUAUGUCCAACUGUAUGUAAAUAUUUUGCAACAGUCAUCCAAUGUGGAUAUUCUUGAAGUUCGGCAGAUUGAGAGAAUCCUUGAUUCCAAAGUGAUAUUACUGUGGAGGUUGCUAGCACAUGCUAAAUUUGGAUAUGCCAAGUCAAAAGAAGCAUCAGAACAGCGGGAAAAUUUGAAGAAAAGUUGGUGGUCUUUCAGAUGGCGAGCUUCUGGAGUUUCUUCGGAGGCUAGUAAAGAAAAUGAAACACAGUUGGUUGAAGAGGAAAAAUUAACCAAAGAAGAAUGGCUGGCAAUCAAUGAAAUGUUGAGUUAUCAGCCUGAUGAAGAUUCCAAUGCCCAUUUAGGAAAGGACUUACAUAAUAUGAUGCAAUACCUCAUAGAAGUUUCUGUUGGGAAGGCAUCUACACGAAUUGUCAAUAUCUAUGAAACAGAAAUUAUUUGUAGCAGAUUUGAGCAACUUCAUGUUACCACCAUGUUGUAUCCUAAAAGCAUUCACUGUAAUGUGACUCUAAAGUCCUGCGGCUUAUCGUCUCCUGAAGGGUCACUUGCUGAGAGUGUUGUUAGUGAAUGGAAGGCUAAUGCUUUGGAUGCUAGUUUUAUACACGCACCUGUUGGUGAAGAUUUAGCUUGGCGGCUUACAGCAACUAUUGCUCCAUGUCAUGUAACGAUCUUGAUGGAGAGCUAUGAACAGCUUCUAGAUUUUGUUAAAAGGAGCAAUGCUGUUAGCCCAACUGUGGCAAUGGAAACUGCUACUGCUUUACAGAUGAAGCUAGAGCAGGUGACUCGAAGAGCCCAAGAACAAAUUCAAAUGGUGCUGGAAGAGAGAAACAGAUUUGCCCUUGAUAUUGAUAUUGAUGCUCCAAAAGUAAGAGUUCCUCUGAAGCCUAGUGAGUCUAUUGUGAAUGGUAGUAUAUUCCUGCUGGAUUUUGGACAUUUUACAUUGCAUACCAAGGAUGUUUUACAUGAUGAAAGACAGAGUCUAUACUCCCGCUUUUAUAUUUCAGGAAGAGAUAUGUCUGCCUCAUUUGUCGACAAAUUUUCUGGUGACAAUGAUGCUAAUAUUAUGAAUGAUUUAAGCAAAAUAAGGUUACCACCCACUUCAGAUUACACCGAUCAAUUCUAUUCUAUUCUCGAUCGUUGUGGCAUGUCAGUUGUGGUUGACCAGAUUAAAGUACCCCAUCCAAGGUAUCCGUCAACCAGAGUUUCUGUACAAGUGCCCAAUCUCCUUGUUCAUUUUUCUCCAGAAAGAUAUUUCAGGAUCAUGGAACUCUUGGGAAUUUUGCAUGGGUCAAGUAAAAUCAUAGAGCAAAACCUUGGUAGCCAUCUGCAAUCUGGUGAUAAACCUUGGCAUCCUGUUGAUCUUGCAACUAAUGCUAGAACUCUAGUUUGGCGGGGUCUUGGAAAUUCGUUGGCUGAGUGGCAUCCUUGUUAUCUUGUUUUAUCCGGUCUAUAUCUGUAUGUUUUGGAGGCUGAAGCUUCUGAGGACUAUCAAAGAUGCUUAGGCAUGGCUGGUCGACAAGUACUUGAAGUUCCACCAGCAAGUGUAGAUGGAUCAGCUAAUGCUAUUUCUAUUAACUACAGAGGAGUUGAUAUUCAGAAGGAUAACAAAGGUGUAGAAGACAUUGGUGAUGUAAUUAGAGAAGGUGGUGGAGCUCUUGCAAAAGGGCUUUUUAGAGGUGUGACAGGCAUACUAACAAAGCCCCUUGAAGGUGCAAAAAGUUCUGGUGUUGAAGGCUUUGUCCAGGGUGUAGGCAAAGGUUUAAUCGGUGCGGCUACACAACCUGUGAGUGGGGUGCUUGAUCUUUUGUCAAAAACUACCGAAGGUGCCAAUGCUGUAAGGAUGCGUAUUGCAUCAGCUAUCAUGUCAGAAGAGCAAUUGCUUCGUAAGCGACUUCCUCGAGCAAUUGGAGGAGAUAAUUUGCUCCGUCCUUAUGAUGAAUAUAAAGCACAAGGACAGGCUAUCUUGCAACUUGCUGAAUGUGGUACCUUCUUUGGCCAAGUUGAUCUCUUUAAAGUCCGAGGGAAAUUUGCAUUAUCUGAUGCUUAUGAAGAUCAUUUUUUGCUCCCAAAAGGAAAGAUACUUCUAGUCACUCACCGAAGAGUUCUAUUACUUCAGCAACCUACAAAUAUCAUGGCACAAAGAAAAUUCAGUCCAGCUAGAGAUCCUUGCUCAGUCUUGUGGGAUGUUCUUUUGGACGAUUUGGUGACAAUGGAGUUGACACAUGGCAAAAAAGAUCACCAGGGAUCAUUUCCUUCACAUCUCAUUCUAUACCUGCAAACAAGAUCUGUUGACUCAAAUGCUAUUCGUAUGAUUAAGUGCUACCGUGGGUCUGAACAAGCUACUGAUGUCUAUUCAUCCAUUCAAAAAUCACUAAAUGCAUACGGCCCUCAUGCAUCAAAGGAAGGACAGAGAAGGAAGGUACCACAACCAUAUAGCCCACAUAAAGCAUCUUUUACUUCUGGAGUGUUCUCUGAGGAAAAUUUUCAGAGCUUAGGAUUCCAUGACAAUCAAGUGUCUGUUCCAGUGCAAUCUGAUUGUGGUUCUUCAAUUAUGCAAGUGCAGUCUGAGCAAGAACAUCAGAAAUGAGACAAGCACAGUGUAUGAAUAAAGCAACCCCAUACCGAUUCAAGUGCACAGUGUAUAAGUGAAGCUGCUGUUGCUAUCCUCUUAUUCUGCAUCUAUUAUUAAAGGUGGCUUUCAUCUUAAUGUGUCAUCAGGCAAUGGUUCAGCCCCUGACACUGCGCUCCGCAUUGAUGCAUCAUGCUGGCUAAAUUUGUGUCAAGUGUACAUAGUAAAUGUUAUAGUUACUCUCGUUCUCCUUGUGUAUAUAAUUGUUAUACUUGCAGUUUCUGAUUGAUUGCUAAAGCGUACACAACAUAUUUCGACUUGCAGAAAGGUUGUAGUAUUUUUUUUUUAAUAAAUACUGUUAGAAAGUUUUGACAGGCGAUUAGAAAA
Molecule: messenger RNA, 4526 nt
Organism: Zingiber officinale
Lineage: Eukaryota; Viridiplantae; Streptophyta; Magnoliopsida; Zingiberales; Zingiberaceae
Product: vacuolar protein sorting-associated protein 13C-like
Exons: 27
Coding region: 447-4157 (1236 amino acids)
Source: RefSeq, a predicted model, not a curated record